AUGGAUCAUGAUCCACAGUCCACAGGUUGGAAUGCUCUCCUUGGGCGUCUUCGCUUUCGUCCUGUGGGGCGGCCUUUGCCAAAGUUGCGCGAGGAGUCUCGUGAAGGCAAAGAACUCCGGUUUCAGAUGAAGGGUUUGCUGUUGGUUUUCGCGUCUGUUUGUUGCAGCGCCACUGGUUCCAUCCUGGCGGAGCGGGUCUUCAAAGAGAGAUCCUGGGGAGACGCCAAGCAAGACCGGUUUUACAGCAUGAAAUUCCACCUAGACCUUACGGCCACCUUUGUGGCGGCGCUUCUUUGGGCAUUGCCACUGAAACGCGUGGUGGUCUUUCGAGAGUUCAUGCUUCGCUGGGAAAAGAGUGAG
Cladocopium goreaui is the source of this 360-nucleotide messenger RNA. Lineage: Eukaryota; Dinophyceae; Suessiales; Symbiodiniaceae. The record is from the annotation of a GenBank genome assembly.